GUCGCCGAUGAGACGAAGAUUACCAGUUGUCGUAAGGAGUGUGUAAAUUGCUGAACUCCGGGAGGAGGAAUGAGGCCCGGCAAAGGAACGGUCACCGGGGUGCCGGAAUGGGGAAGAGGACCAGGUCUGUGAUUGCAGCUUCCACAUAACGGCUGCCCGUACCGGAAAGCGAGACAAAUCUAAACUCCUACAGGAUCUGGGGAAGCUGACCUGAAAAGUUUAACGACCCUCCUCCCAAGUUUAAAAUCUUGAUCAUCAAAGCAACUGUACAUUGUUUCAAAGGCAGUCUUCGUGGAGCCAGGAACCCUGUGACUCAUUCGUAACUUCCAAGAGAACGACAUCCCAAUAAUUUUUCACCACAGUAACUGGAGGAAUGGCAGCUUUCAAGGUAGAUCCAUCCACAGCAGCAACACCGUGGUUGCUAGUUCCAGUUUUUAUUGGUUUGCUGUUUGUUGUUGUACUGGGGAUCAGCACAGAGUUUCUAAAGGAUUGCUGCAAGAAAGCCAUGAAGGGGAAAAAGAAAGCUGUCACCAAAGAAACGACUCCUUCUGAAACUGCAGCUCAAUCUUCAAAGUUGGAGACCAACAUGGAGUCCAAGAAGGUUGGAUUUACUGAGGAUAUUUUGCUCGCAAAACUACCUCCCAAUGGCAAGGAAAUUCCCUUUGUGGUUCCAAACCUAAGAACAACCUACAUACAGCCCAACUUUCAUUGGAACAAUCAGGAAGCUUUGUCAGUUCUCUCAAGAGCUCAGUACAAUGAAAGAAAACUGGAGCUGUCCAAUUCACUUCAAAAUAUGCCAGAUAUCGAUGAUGUGUACAACCCCAAUUAUAUGAUCCCUAACAUCAUGCCAGGAUCUGGGAGACAAGUACUACCCAAGGGGAAAGCAGGAAGCCCUAGUGGAUCAGCAUGGGAACUGAGAAGUCCAAAACUGAGCAAUGCACAAGGUUUAAGCAGUUCCACGUCGGAUCUCUCGUCUGGCCAGCGAACACAGAGAUACAGUUCGACAUCCAGUCUAAACAGUAAUGUGUCAUCUUUGAUGGAUUCCUUAGGAAGCUCCCGCAGUCUAGAUGGAUUCUCUGAUGAAUUUGGAAAGCUGAAUUUGAAACUUAGUUACAGACCAGAUGUGGAACAGAUCUGGAUCACUGUGGUACAGAUUAGGGAUUUGUAUCUGUACAGCAAACCCACAGAAAAAGUGAAUGUGUAUCUUAAAGGGACAAUAACAAUCCCAAAGCCAGUGCAGUUCAGGUCAUCUGUGAAAGAAGCUGGCACAACUUUGGUGUUCAUGGAAACGUUUGUAUUUAACAUCAAACUGCCCCUUCUUCAAACACACGGCCUGGUAAUCAAAAUUGUUACCCAGCUGCCUCGGAAGAGGGUCAUUGGUGAAUGCGCGAUGUCACUUAGAGAACUGAGCAGUGUGGAGUCAGACCUUUGGCUGAAUAUUAAUCCACUGUCAAAGAUCCCGCCGUGCCAUGCUCUUCUCCGGGUAGGAACUUGUUUCCAAGCUGCCAGCAAUCGGGUCCAGCUACAAGUCCUGGAAGUCCAGAAUCUGCCAAGUUCCUCACUUCCUUUGGCUCUAACUUUCUAUGUGAAAAUAAUGAUGGAGACAAAGGAUGGGCUGUUUGACACCAAGAAGACUCGCCCUCUGAAAGCUGUGAACGGCCAGGUGAAGUGGGGAGAAACAUUUCUCUUCCCUGUUGCUCAAAAUGAGCUCCUUUUCCAGAGAGUUAGUUUUACCCUGAAACUCUACAGCAAGAGUUCGGUCAGAAGAAAGCAUCACUUGGGCCAGGUGGUGAUCGGUUGGGACAGCACUGGAUUGGCUUUGGAACAGUGGCAGGAUGCAAGCUCCAACCCAGAGAAAGUUGUUAUCAACUGGCACAAUCUGAGUCUCACCUGAAGUUGCCACACCAAGCCAGACUGUAACUUUACUGGUCAGACUGGACUGGAAUAUUAUUGAAUUGUGUCUUUUAUAAGUAGAUUCACAGGAAACAUUAAUAUGAUAAUACUGUGUUCUUAAUUUGGAAAACCUGACACUGUUCAAGCAUGGAAUAUAUAUAAAAAAUGUUGAAGCAUACAACAGGUUGUGUUUGAAAUUUCCCAAUGAUUUGGGAUAGUGAUUUCCUAAGCCUCUGUACUGUCUUAACUGGCUUGUAAUGUGUUCCACAUGGUAGUACAUAAAGUUAUUAUAUUUGCUCUAGUCUCUUUUGUUUCAUGGUCAUCAGGUAGUAAAACUUUUCUUCAUGUGUUAUGCCAAUUGAUUAACAUCAAAUAUCAAUAAUGUUCUGAUUUAAAUUCAGUGUAUUUAAUAGAGGACUGUUCCAGUUUGUCUGUUAGCGUGUAUUUAUAAGUAGUGGCUUUGAAAAGGCAUCUUUAAUUUGAGUUAAUAGUCCUGAGUUUUCUCUUUUUAGUACAACUUGGGCAUUUAUUGCAUGACCCCAGUGUGCUGGAGAUGAAAAACUUGAAAUUUAUUAAUGAAGGAUUAAAAAAUCUCCAUGUUGUGAAUGAGGAAGAUGCCUUGCAUCAAUAAAAUGUCAGCCUUAUUGAGAUAUUAGCACAUUGACUCUAAAUAGAAAAUGAAGUUUUGAGAACACCAUACCCUCUAAAUUGUUAUAGCCAUAGUCUUGUAAGUAAAGUAGGAAUUUCUUUUUAACCUGAUGGUGUAUCUUUCUGAAGCUUCCCCCCCCCCAUUACAUAAGCCCUUUAGUUUUUUUAUACCAGCUAUUGAGGGUGAUGUUUCUGAAUUUGUUAUUUAUAUUAAUCUGUAUGUUUUAUGUUCAAGCUGCUCUACAGAAUAUAUUACUGGAUUUUCUUGGUUUUUGGAUAAGAUAAUUUAACUUAUACUUACACUUGCUUCCACACCAGACCACCCUCCUCGUGAGCAGUGCAACUCUAGUAGAUGGAAUUCAGUAAUAAGCAUAGAAGAUAUUGAUACACUACGAUAGGGUUGACUUAGUUACUGCCCGUUAUGCUGCUGAUGUUUAGAGCAGCAAUGAAGGUCCUCCAUCUCCUGUCUGUCCAUGUCAUCACACAAACUAUAGAAGGACUCUUCAUUGCCGUUUCUGUAACUUUUUUUUAACCAUUCAGGGUUGUUCGCCCUGACCCGAGCCCCUGAACCUGGAGGACCAAUAGACCACUCUUAGUCUGACCUCUAUCUACCCUUUGACCUGUUUGGCAUGGGUGACCCUACCAAGAGCCAAAGCACUAGGCCCUGUCUCUAGCCAAUACACCAUAGCUCUCCAGGUCAUUGAGGCAUGCAAACCUCCAAAUCCUAUGACAAGGUUGUGGUCCUGUUGCUGUGAGCUCAACUUAAAUAUGUGCUGCUUCAUACUACUGCACAUCCAUUAAAACUAUUUAUUCGCAAAUGGAAAAUUUCAACUAGAUUACUUCAAAUUGAUUAAUUUUUCCUCUAAUAAUGACAGUACAUCCUGUUUACAAACCUUUCCUUUCAUAUCUUUGAGCCUGUGAGGUAUAUGUCCUGAAUUUACGAAGUUAACAGACCUGCAAUACAUUCCAUCCAGCUUUUUGAUUUAUGAAAUUUCACUCACUGAAACAUGUUGCAAGAAUGUGUGAAACGAAAAAUGGUUGUAAUUUGAUUUGCAGUAAAUAUUCCUCAGGUGUAAUUAGCUUGAAAAGCAAUUCCCAUCUCAAAGGAAAGGGGGAGGAACCUCAAUAUUAAGGUUUGGUGUUUGUAAUCUCUUUUUUGUGAUAGAAAGUAGCUAUAGUACUGUGUAAAUGUCUUAAGCACAUGGCUAGGGUGCCUAAGACAUUGCACAGUACUGUAUAUUAUGUCUUUCCAGUUAGCAAAUAACAUUUAAUACUACUGAGCUAAUACAAAGCUAAGUAUUCUUAUUUCUGUUUCCCAACCAUCUUCCUAUUUUUACCAAUAUACAGUACUGUGCAAAAGUCUUAAGGACCCUAGCUAUAUAUAUGUAUGCCCUAGACUUUUUCACAGUAUUGUAUGUUUACAAUCAUCCUUUUAAAACUGGAUAAUGAGAACUUAAGAAAUCUAAGUAGGCCCCUUAUGCCUUUUAAAUGUUAUCAUGUCUGAUCCUUUACCUCAGUGCCACAAUCCUGCACUGAUUCCAUAGUCAUUGAUGUCUGAUUAAUAUUAGCAAUAAAUCUCUGGGCAAUUUCUGCUUUGGCCCACCUCUUAGCUAGCUCACUUGGUCUUCAUAGGCAAUUUAAUGUGAAAAUCUACAAAGCUUAUGUCACAUGUGACAAGUUUACCUCAUGUCUAAAUGAUUGGCCAAGAUCAACACGGUGAUAUUUGUCUAUCGGGUGCGUGACUGUCAUGUUCUACAGCUGGAAACUGGGUCACGUGCUGUGCAGAAGCACAGACUUUUCAGAAAAUUCCUUAGAACAAACAAUAUGAUCUUUGAGAGAAUGGGCUGUACAUCACUGUCUGGGCCAUGUGGGGAAGAAGAGUGUGUUGUAUCCACUAAAAGCGUCUGCAGCAUCCUAAUAACUUAAGUAUUUGCUUUCCAGUCAUUGAAGUAAAGCCACUAAUUAAAGUAGAAAACAUGACCACAUUAAAAUACAAAUUACUGUGCGGGGCAGUCUGCUUAAAAAGUGACCAACUGAGUAAAACAUUCAUGAAGAUAAUGUUCCACAACUACCUAAUAAUUUCCUGUUGCAUGUCUCACGCACUUCUCAGCCUCAAACUGUUCAAUUUCAGACGGUGCAUAAUCCCAGUAGUUUAAAGAAGGGGUUCCCAACCCAGAAUCCACAGACCUCUUGCUUAAUAAUAUUGGUCCAUGGCAUAAAAAAGGUUAGGAAUCCCCACCAUAUACUUUCCUCUGAUCACUUUAAAAUUAUGCCCCACUGUAUUGGCUAUUUCUGCCCUGGGAAAAAGGUCUCUGGCUAUCCACUCGAUCUAAGCCUCUUAUCUUGUACACCUCCACCAAGUUACCUCACACGCUCUUUUGCUCCAAAGAGAAAAGCCCUAGCUCACUCAAACCAGCUUACUCAUAAGUCUUGCAAUAAUUUCUAGUGGUAACAUUCAUCAACUCUCUCUGACUUUUCGCAGGUCUUUUUCUACAAGCUGUUUCAAAUAUCUUGAUUGCACCUGUGUUAAUGGAGAUUAGAGCAAUGCCUUACAUUAAUAGCAAGGUUUGAGUGAAUGAUCUUCCCUUCUUCCUCCAGCUUUUCAAAUGGGCAGAAAACAAAAUCCUGAAAGGGCUCUUUUCACUUACGUGCAGUUUUUCAGAUGAUGAUCCUGUAUUAUUUUGUACUGAACCUCCUCUAGAAUCUCAUCCAUAUUCCUUCUAUUUGGUGCAAUGGUUUGUAGCUAGGUGUUUGGAAAUGCACCUCCUUUUGGCCCAUUUAGUUGCAACAUCAUUAAAAGACCUAUUCUCGCUACAUUGAUGCAGAUAGUAUAUUGAACAGCUUGGGAACAGGUCCUUUGGCUCACCAUAUCCACGCCACUUUAAACUAAUCCUAUUUUCCGGUACACGGUCUAUAACCCUCCAUUCCCUACCUGUUGCCAUGCCUAUCUAAAUACCUUGUAAACAUUGCUAUGUAUCUGCCCCUCUGGUUAGCUUGUUCCAACCACCUACCACUCUGCAUAAAACAAAAUUUGCCUCGUACAUUCAUUUAAACAUUUCCCCUCUCACUGUAAUUCUAUGCCCUCUAGAAUUUGACAUUUCCAUCCCGAGGGAGAAAGACUGUCUACCUUACAUAUAUCCUUCAUAACUGUGUACAUUCUCUCAGCUCCAGAGAAAACAAUUCCAAUUUAUCCAACCUCUUCUUGUAGAGUAGUGAAUACUCUCUAAUCCAGGCGGUAUCCUGGCAAAUCUCUUCUGCACCCUCUCCAGUGCCUCCACAUCCUUCCAGUAAUGUGGCAACCUGAGCUGCACACAAUACUCUGAAUAUGAACUUAACCAAAGCUAUAUACACCUGCAAAGUGACUUGCCAACUUCUAUAUUCAGUGCCCUGACCAAUGAAAGGUGUAUUUGUUACAUGCUUUCGUUACCACCCUAUCUACUUUAGUUGUCACUUUUGGGAAGCCCCAGAUUGCACCUCAAGAUCCCGCUGUAUGCCAUUGUACCCAAGGAUCUUGCAAUCCUCAGAGUUAUGGGUGAAUCUCCAUUCUGUAUGAUGUUCUGUCACCCUCCCUCUAGUCAAACAACCUGCAUUGAUUAAUUGCUCAAUGCCUAAGAAACACACACAAAGUGCUGGAGGAACACAGCAAGCCAAGCAGCAUCUGUGGAAAUAAUCCAACAGUCGAUGUUAGGAGCUGAGACACUUCAUCAGUAUUCUUGAUCCAGAUUAGGUGAACUAUUUUAUCAGGACAUCUUGCAUCCCUCUGUCUGGCCUGCUGAGUUUGUCCAGCAUUUUGUGUGUGUUGCUUGGAUUUCCUUCUCUUGCUUGUGGCCGCAUUGCCCUAAUACUUGAUUGAGUUAUGAUUUGAAAAUGUCAGUUCACCUUGUUUGGCACCAUUGUGUUUCUGUGGCCCCAGGUACGUGUGGUUGGCAUUAUCUCAUUUCCCUGCUUGUUUCUAUUUGCUGCCUAGGAACCAUGUUGCUCCAUCAAACCUUCCUGUCUGGUAAAGUCAACAUUUUAACUGGCAGCCUAAUUUAUUUUUUCACUCUACCCCUGAUUAUAUUUUUUUCCCUUUCACUACAGAUAUAAAGCAGAAGAGUCCCAACCCAGGGUCCACAGACCCCUCAGUUAAUGGUAGGGGUCCAUGGCAUAAAAAAAUGUUAGGAACCCCUGAAAUAAAGGUACCUUGAUAUGGCAUUAGAGGGACCACAUUUUAGCUUAGAGAUACACAGGAUCUAUGAUGGGGGGUGGGGUGGAAUUCUCGUGCUGCUCAGAAUCUAGGAUUGAUAUACUCUAUGCAAGGAUGACAAUUGGGAAACUCAUGAUCCAGAGCAACACAUACAAAAUACUCGAAGAACUCAGCAGGUCAGGCAGCAUUUAUGGAAAUAAUAAACAGUCAACAUUACAGGCUGAGACACUGCAUCAGCAUUCUUGAUCCAGAUUAGGUGAACUAUUUUAUCUAUUUUAACUAUUUUAUUACAUCCCUCUGUCAGAACCUUAAUAUUUUUUCCAUGUUCAAGUUGCACAGUUUUUGCCACAUUAAUGAUCACAAAGCAGCAAGAGCUUUGAGAUGAGUGAAAUACCCACCCCAUUAACUACACCACGCUCCCCACAACCACCAUUCCAGUGAUUGCAGUUUUAGUCCAGUGUUCAGUCUCUUAGAACAAGUGAUUUAAAACUUUUGACAAGUGAUCUGAAUUACAAAGUAUGCACCUAACUUCUUGCCUGGUAAUCCAACUGCAGUGCACUGUUGUUUAUACUGUUGUGUAAUUCUAAAACUAUUUAAAUUUAUUCCAAAAUGAAUCAUAAAAAUAACUGCUUCCAGGUAAUUUCAUCACUCAGAAGAUUAGAUAGAACUGCAAUCCUGUCAUACUUGUAAACCUAAUCCAAUUUCCUCAUCAGAUGUAAAUCAUGCCAUUUCAUUUUCAACUUCCUUAGUGGAACUUUUCAGAAAGCAAUUACUGGCAUAUACCUUUCCCCCACCCUGGAGCGCCAUGGUAGCAUAGCAGUUAGUGUGAUGCUAUUGCAGCCCAGGAUGUUGGAGUUCAGAGUUCAAUUCUGGCAUCCUCUGUAAGAAAGCUUAGACGUUCUUUCUGUGCGCAUGUGGGUCUCUUCUAUAUUCUCCCACAGUCCACAGACCUAUGGAUUGACAGGUUAUUGGAAAUUGUCCUGUGAUUAGGCUAGGGUUAAAUCAGCAGGUUGCCGGGCAGUGCGGCUCAGCUGCCUGGGAGGUCCUGUUUUGCGCUGUAUCUCUAAAUAAAUAAAUACAUAUACCCAUGAAUCAUGCAAGUAAUCACCAUUCGCCCACCCCAGCAGGUGAUCACCCAGCCUUCAGUCUUCCGAUCACUCACAACAAACUUUCUGUUUCAGAUUUUAGCCGGAAUGUUUAAGUGUAUUUGUGGAUUGUGGGAACAUUUACUAGUGGAGUGAUAGUACAUUUGAUAGUUGGUACCUAAGGUUUUAAAGGUUUAAGGCACCAUGACAAUGGAUUUCAGUUAAAUUUCAUCUUUGUCAUCAUUGAUUCAACCUGGUGAGCUCCAAAGUUUACCUUGUAGCACCAUAAGCUUCUAGGGAAAAGAAUACCUCUUUACAUGUUGAUCUUAUCUUGUGUAAAUGUCAGUGUUUAAUUAGUGAAAAAUAAA
This is a messenger RNA of Mobula hypostoma (lesser devil ray), 8180 nucleotides long. RefSeq names its product tandem C2 domains nuclear protein. The transcript has 13 exons. Gene Ontology annotation, cellular component: nucleus. The record is from RefSeq and is a predicted model, not a curated record. Lineage: Eukaryota; Metazoa; Chordata; Chondrichthyes; Myliobatiformes; Myliobatidae. Bases 374 to 1894 code for a protein of 506 amino acids.